UACCUAUCAAAGAACCCAUAUCUACUCUAUUGACCCUCAUUUCACCAAAGGACCGCAAUCUUUUCGGAUACAGUGAGGUCUCCCAUCCCAAGCGCAGUAUGUGGCUCACACUGGUGGCCCUUCUGACUCUGUGUGCCACAGGGAGAAGUGCUAAAAAUGGUUCAGAAAGCAGUGCUGUGGAGGAAAAGCUUGUUAUAGCCAGAGGAAAACUUUUGGCUCCCAGUGUAGUGGGAUGAUCCAUAAAGAAGAUGCCAGAGCUCUACAAUUUCCUGAUGGAGCGAUGGGCAUUGUAUCAUAACCUGGAGUAUGAUUCAGGAGAGAAUAAAAACCCACGGCUGAUCUUCUACAACGAUAAGGACGAGGAAGUGAAGGUUGUUCCAGUGAAGAAGAUGAAGGCAGACGAGAUCAGCAGCUUGCUGGAUUCUCUGGGUUUCUAUAAGAGGUCACAGAAAGGCGAAGAGGUCCCUGAUGAGUUCAAACAUUUCCCUUUAAGAACGCCUCGGGACGAACUGUGACACCCGCUGGUCAGCGCCGGUACUGCAGCCAGCCGCAAAUGACGUCCAGGGUCUCAAAGUUCAGAAACAGAAACAGACUCUGGACCGACACACACAGAUGGCUGGAGGCAGUUUGGCGCACCACUGUCCUAAUCAUAGAGAUUUUACAAUAAACAUCUUUGGCUUGUA
Ctenopharyngodon idella (grass carp) is the source of this 683-nucleotide messenger RNA. RefSeq names its product selenoprotein e (gene selenoe). NCBI's taxonomy places the organism in Eukaryota, Metazoa, Chordata, Actinopteri, Cypriniformes, Xenocyprididae. The transcript is spliced from 4 exons. The record is from RefSeq and is a predicted model, not a curated record.